Trematosphaeria pertusa is the source of this 1202-nucleotide messenger RNA. RefSeq lists its product as uncharacterized. The transcript has a single exon. Gene Ontology annotation, biological process: protein phosphorylation; signal transduction. Gene Ontology annotation, cellular component: cytoplasm. Gene Ontology annotation, molecular function: ATP binding; protein kinase activity. The coding region runs from base 333 to 1148 and encodes 271 amino acids. NCBI's taxonomy places the organism in Eukaryota, Fungi, Ascomycota, Dothideomycetes, Pleosporales, Trematosphaeriaceae. The record is from RefSeq and is a predicted model, not a curated record.
UAGAGGUGGUAUUGCUUACUUUCAGUACAUGAUCGUUGCUGAUAUCAUUCGAACGUCCUGUGACUCUACUUCCGUCCUUAUCCUUCUUCGUCGAAUUACGCUCUUACUACCCAUUCUUGAUUCACAUAUUCCGUCUUCCUAUUCAUUGAUGUUCCACAAUGAAACUAGAUACGUGUAGUAAAUAGGGGAGCGAAUACUCUUGCUGGAUCUCGCAUUGUUAAUCGAGAACAGCACCUCUCCAUCGCAUAUGCUAUAUAAUAGCAUCUCAGCAGGUAAUUCUCAUCCUCAUCUAUCUUCCACUCUGGGAAAACCACCAAACAGCCACGCCCAAGAUGCCACUCAAGGUAGCCCACGUCGUCCAAUACGACCGUGUUACAACGCGUUACCUCCUCCGCGACGGAUGUGGCAACAUCUGGUGGGGUUCUUCAGCCCGCACUAUAUCCUCGAUCUGCGCCGCUGACCCGACAUGCCUCCCGAAGCUCGCUCCUCUCGACCCCGAAGCGUUCUAUCCGUGGGCCAAGCCCGGAACUAAGGAGUAUAAAGGCGCCCUCGAUGAUCCAAACGUGUUCAUCAAGAAACAAGAUUUCCUGAUGCACCGGUGCUUUGAUCAAGGCAAAGCGCCCGAGUACUUCAAAAACCUAAUGGUGCGCGAAGUCGAAGUCUGCGAGCUGCUGGCAAAGAACCCCCAUCCAAACGUGUGCAAGUACCUCGGCGUAGUGCUCGACACCGCUGACCUCAUCACCGGCAUAGCCUACAAGCGCUACGACUCCGAUCUCUUCACCGCCGUCGAGGAGAAGGCGUUCGACUACGCCAGGAUCCCGCACGUCGUCGCCGCCGUCGACGCGGGUAUGAAGCACCUGCACAGCCUCGCCCUUGUGCACGGCGAUCUCCGGCCCGAGAAUAUCUUCCUCAGGGGCGAGGAUGAGGUCGUCGUGGGAGACUUCGAUGCGUGUUAUUGCGUCGGAGAGCCGCUGGAGCAUAAGAUUGGCGCGCGGGACUGGUGGCCGGCGAAGUAUGGGCGUGAGCGUUACGCGGAGGUCGAGAUUGACUACUUGACGGUGGCGAAGCUGCCGUCGUGGUUUAAGGUGUGGAGUGUGGAGCAUGAGCGUAGGGGAAAGGCGGCUGCUGCUAAUGGGCGGGCGUAUUAGGUUGAUGACGGACGAGUGCGUGGAGGAUGCGGGCUUCGACUGGAGUCUUUUCUC